CGGCGCUCGAUGGCGGCUGCGGCGGGACGUGGCCGGUGCGCGGUGCCCGGGCUGCAGGCGGACUGCGAGGCGCUGCUCGGCGCCUUCCAGGAGGCCGACACCGUCCGCUUCGAGCGCUUCGCCGAGCUGUGGCGGGAGCGCCGCUUCUACGCCAUCUUCUAUGGUAGAAUAAGAGCUUUGGAGAGGAAUAAGUUCACGAAGAAGGCUUUAGAACUGGUGCAGCAGUACUUCUUGCCUCCUUACACUUUCCAGAUUCGCGUUGGUGCUCUGUAUCUUUUGUAUGGACUCUAUUCUACACAGCUUUGCCAGCCAAAGCAAAAGAUCAGAAUUGCACUCAAGGAUUGGCCUGAAGUCCAGAGGUUUCAACAGGACCUGAUAGAGUCCCAGCAUUAUGAUGCAGCUUACAUCUUUAGGAAACUGCGAGUUGACAGAGCAUUCCACUUCACAGCAAUGCCAAAGCUAUUAAACUACAGAACUAAGAAGAAGAUCCAGGAACAUGAAUUUAAAGAAGAGUUUAAGGACCCAAGUAACCGAGUAAACAGCCUCAUCACUAAUGAUGUACUGGAGGAACUGAUGAAUAUUCAUGACCACUAUCAGAAAAUGAAGUGUGUCAUCUCAGCUGACAAAUCCCAGCCCGACAAAGCCCUAAGCUUGAUAAAAGAUGAUUUUGUAGUUAAUCUUAAGGAUAUAACUUUGGAACAUCAGGAAUGGCAGCAGAAGAGAAUGAAAUUAUUCUUAAAUGCUAAAGAGGAUGAUGAAAUACCAAACAGAAAGGAAGAAGGGACCUCUCUAGCAUCAGAAGGUUCUGAAAGAGCAAGUGCGUUGGCUAAAAUCAAGUAUAGAUCCUAUUCUGCAGUUGCUGAGGCCUCCAAAUCCAGAAGACACCGUCAAGUAAAACUAGAAUCUUCUGAUUCGGGAUCAGAUUAUGGGAAAUCUCAAAGCAGAAGUAAAAAAAACACUAAAAGACAACAGGCAACAAGGAAUAGAGAUUCUGCAAAAAUCCAAGCAGGUGAGAUGCAAACAAUGAAGGAAACUGUUAAUAGGCACGUUGGGAUGCCUGUAAUCACAGAAGAAGAUACGGCAGAUGAAGAAGAAGUACCUCUCCCCAGGAAGAAAAAAAGACAUUAGAGGAUCCAGUUGGAGAAGGACUAAUGUGAUUUCAGUGAGAAAAUACAAAUGCCAGAAACAACAAAGUGCUUGUUUUGGAUGCCUUUGAAUGUGUGUGCAAGAAAUGGCUGGGACCAGAACUACAGGUGACACUGGAAUACUGAUAGUGACUGGUAUAUCAUAGCUGUCUAGUGGUAAAAGCACGCAGUGCUUCUUGUGGGAGACAAAGUUGUUACGGUCCUGAUAGAGAUGGAAGGAGUCAGAAGAUGGUUGCUCCUUUUACUGAGCUUGUACAAUAUGAGUAAUCAUUUAGAACACAGGUUGACUUACAAUGAUACUCUUAACAAAGGCUGGUAAAAUAACUGUUCACAAAAAUUUACUGAUUUAAAACAUGUUUGGAAUCUUCUAUAUCUGCACAUAAAAUUAUGGUUACCAACUGUUUAA
Molecule: messenger RNA, 1551 nt
Organism: Rhea pennata
Lineage: Eukaryota; Metazoa; Chordata; Aves; Rheiformes; Rheidae
Gene: SNAPC1
Product: small nuclear RNA activating complex polypeptide 1
Exons: 10
Coding region: 10-1128 (372 amino acids)
Biological process (GO): snRNA transcription by RNA polymerase III; snRNA transcription by RNA polymerase II
Cellular component (GO): snRNA-activating protein complex
Molecular function (GO): sequence-specific DNA binding
Source: RefSeq, a predicted model, not a curated record